AUGCACCUGCUGCCAUCAGCAGCGCUGGCCGUCCUCCUGGCCGCCGCCUCCCCGGCAGCGGCGCAAAAGUACGCGCCCGGCAAACGCAACAUCUGCGUCAAGGAAAACCAGAAAAUCGGGACUCCGGAAAUCAUACUGUGGCAGGGCACCGACCUCUGCGGAGGAGGGGUUGCAAAGUGGCCCAACUCGUUACCUGUUGGGGAUAAGAAGGUCGACCCAACCGUCUGUUGCCUCGACGUCCAUGGCUAUGGCAACUUCUACGGGGUUAUACAAGGUGAGAGUGCUAAUUGCCGAUAUCACAGUCCAGGGGGGCAAAGGGUCUCCUUGAUCAUCCGGAAAGUCAAUGACAGCCCCAACCUAUACGACGUUUCCGUACGAGAAAGCACUCCUUGGGUAGACGUGUCAAGAACCCCAGGAAGGUACAUCUGCAAGGCAGUAUAA
Molecule: messenger RNA, 441 nt
Organism: Ustilaginoidea virens
Lineage: Eukaryota; Fungi; Ascomycota; Sordariomycetes; Hypocreales; Clavicipitaceae
Exons: 1
Coding region: 1-441 (146 amino acids)
Source: RefSeq, a predicted model, not a curated record